AUGCCCUCCGCCGCAAUCUGCAAGGAGGAGGCGGUGGGAUUCGGGCCGGCGGGCUGGGCGUGCGAUGCCGGGCAGGUCGAGCCGGUGCCGGACGGCGCGUCGAUGGCCAACCGCGGGCGCGCAUCCCCGAUGUCGGAAAGAGGCUCGCCGGAUGGCGAGGGCGACUCAUGCGCGGACGCGGAGGCGGUGAUGAAGGACUUCGUGGCGGCCCUGGGGGCCUACUUCCGGCCGGAGGGGGGGGCCGGCGGGGCCGUGGAGGAGCUCCGGCUGAACGCCAACGCGCUGGGCUCGCGCCGGGGCCCGCCGAGCUCCAGCUCGCAGUUCCGCGGCGUCACGCGGCACAGGCGGACCAAGAAGUGGGAGUCCCACAUUUGGUACAACAAGAAGCAGCUCUACCUGGGAGGCUUCAAGGAGGCCAUGGAUGCUGCAAAGGCGCACGACAUCAUGGGCCUGAAGCUGAGAGGCAGCAAGGCACACACGAACUUCGAGCCCAGUGGCUACCUGCGUCUGGGGCCCUUCCUGGACACCCUGUCGAUGGACCAAGUCAUCGAUGCCCUGCGUAUGGUCAGCAAGGGUGCUGACUUUGGAACUGCCAUGAAGAAGUCUGUCCGUGCAUCGCGUGCAGCAAAGCACCAGAAUCAGCAACAGCACAACUUGAUCGAUGCUUUUGUGUCGUCUGGCGAUGAGGACGGCACCCUUGUGCCGAUCGCUGGCCACAUUGCUGACAACAUCCAGGCCAUGCUACUGCCGCCGAUCUGGACUGGCAGGGAGCACUUGCGUGAGGGCGCCACCAUGGAGGACCUUAGCAGCACCGUGAUCAUGAGCCCCACCUUGGGAACCUCCAAGGUGGCAGACCUCCUGUCUUCCUGCCCUCUGGAGCCGGCCUCAAGUGCCCUGAUCGAUGAUGCCAUGGAUGCGACCUGGGCCCCAAUCAUGUGUGCCAACGACAUCCCGCUGUUCCCUGAGCUCGGGAUCCAUGCCAGCCCCUUUGGGCAGUACAGCCAGGCCAUCGAACUCGAGCAGACGGAGCAGAGGGUGCAGUCGGAGUUGAGGUCGGACCUUGACCUGAUGUGCGGGCAGUCACCCGGAGAGGUCAUGGGGGGCACGGUGGUGCCGCUGGGCCAAAGGGCUGCGAGCGAACCUCUUCCCGAAGUGGACGAGGGAACGUACGGGUGGCAGGACCUCAGCCAGCCAGUGCAGUUUGGCCGUCAGCACAGCAUGCACGUGGUGGACCACUCUGCCAGCGGCCAGGCCUGCCCCCAGCACGAGUCCGUGAUCGUCAAGGUGCCUGUGUAUCAGAGCAAGGUGGUGCAGUACCCGGGGGGUGCUGCCCGGGCUGCCUCCAUGCCCGUGCCCACCGCCGGUAGCGUCGCGGCCGAGCAGACCUACCUGUACGCCAACCAGGGAGGCGGCUCUGACGCCUACACCACCCUGUCUUCGAGGUCGAGUGCAAGUGCCAUGGAUGCCUACGGACGAUCCCAGGCUGCGGACAUCGUGCAGUUUCCAUCGCUGAACGUGCAGUAUGCCGAUGACUUUGGAGAUGGGAUGCAGGUGUCUGAUGCAAUGGUGGGGAUGUACUCAGCGGAGCAGUUUGGGCUGGACAGCCGGGCCAGCGGCGCGACCGGCCUGAGCUCGAGUGGCAGCGGGGACGCCAGCGGGCGCUGCUUAUGA
Messenger RNA from Ostreobium quekettii, 1671 nucleotides. NCBI's taxonomy places the organism in Eukaryota, Viridiplantae, Chlorophyta, Ulvophyceae, Bryopsidales, Ostreobiaceae. The record is from the annotation of a GenBank genome assembly.